This is a messenger RNA of Erinaceus europaeus (western European hedgehog), 4163 nucleotides long. Its product is annotated as KIAA0825 ortholog. The transcript is spliced from 20 exons. NCBI's taxonomy places the organism in Eukaryota, Metazoa, Chordata, Mammalia, Eulipotyphla, Erinaceidae. The record is from RefSeq and is a predicted model, not a curated record. Bases 134 to 3976 code for a protein of 1280 amino acids.
CGCGCUGGGCCGCCCCGGAAGGUAUUGUGCCACUUCCGGGUGGUUGUCAGUGACGCUCUGCAGCCGUCGUCAGGGUGGUCUGAGCUGGUGGCCGCGGGCCUCCAGCGCCAGAGGUGUGAGACUGUUCCUCAAAAUGGAUUGGGGAGAUGAAUACUCCCACAGUUCUUUUGACCUACAUUCCUUAUUAAAUUCAUUUCCUGGAAACUUGGAGUUUAAGCAGAUCUUCAGUGACAUUGAUGAAAAGAUAGAACAAAAUAUGGCAAGCAUAGAACAUUGCAUUAAAGAAAUACAGUUUGAAGUUAACAAACAAUAUCCAGAUGUGCAGCUACAAACAACAAGUGACUGCUUCGUAUGGUUAAAUAACUAUGACUAUAUUUCAUCAAGGUCACCUUCUGUUUCCCAUGGAGAUUUGAAAAAAUUCCUCAAAGCACUGCAAGAUGUGCUGAAGAAUGACCACAAUCAAGAAGAAAUGAUACUGGAUUUCCUUUGGGACCUAUCCAUCAAGAGCAAAAUUCCAUUCCCAUCAACUUUAAGUGAAGCAUCUUUCCAUUUCCUCUCUAGGACUUCUCUUCAUUCGGUUGAAGAUCAUGCCUCUGUGGAUGUAAUGUCUAUAUGGGAUGAUAUAAGAUUACAUCUUCGACGCUUCUUAGUGAACAAAUUACAAAGCCAUAAUGAAAUAAGUAAUUCACAGCAAAAAAUUUUGUUGAAAAAUCAAUGCGUGCAACAACUCUUAUUUCUUUAUCCAGAAUCGGAAGUUAUAAUCAAGUAUCAGAACAUACAAAAUAAGCUGUUAGCUAAACAUCUACAGAACUGUUUUCCUCCUUGUAACAGAGAAUCCGAUUUAGACAUAAUGGAUUAUGAAUACCAAAAUACAAUGCUUAAGUUAUAUUCAAUGAUUAAAGAGGAUUUUGACAUACUGGGUGGAAUUUUAGCUCCAUCAUCAACAGUAAAACUCAUUAAAGAAACUUACCUGGAUACUGUUUCAGAAGAAAUGGCCAAAUUUAUAGCAAAUUUUUGUGAAGUUCAGUCCAGAGAAACUACUGUCCACACGAUUAAAACAAACAAGAGCUCCAGCAGACAUAGAGGAACAGUGCAUGCUUUGGUUGCUCCUGAAUGCCCACAGAAAGGAAGAAAUAUCUUUCUCUCUUUAGAUGUACUAAAAUUCUUAUCACAGCUAAUACAAUGCCUUUUGAGGAUGGAAAAAAAUGUGCAAGAAUUAUUUAAGGAAAUGCUUUUUUCACUCAAGACACCUAAGAAUUCCUCAGGAAUUUUGGAGACAUCCAAUACAGAAACUGAAAUAGGGAAGUCUAGGACAAAUGAAACUAUUAUUCUUUCAGAGCAGUUGCUACCAGUAAAAGAGGCUACUUUACUAGAUUUUGGCUGGAGAAGUGCAUUUAAAGAGGUGUCACUUCCCAUAGCACAUUGUAUAGCAAUAACAACUGAAGAUUUUUCCACAAAAAUCCUCCAAGAAGAACAAAAUGCAAGAUCAUCAGCUGUAAGCUAUAUUAUGAAGUUUGUAGAUGUUCAGCAAGUUUGGCAAGAUAGUCACAUGUAUCCUGAAGAGGAUGAACCAAAGAAAAUUGCAAAGUUUUGUUCUGACAUCAUGGAAAAACUUGACACAAUGCUUCCACUGGCUCUGGCCUGCAGAGAUGAUUCUUUUCAGGAAAUCCAAGCCAACUUUGUGGAGGUCUGUUUUAAAGUGGCAACAGCUGUCUUGGCAAGACUGCAGGAGAGAGGCAAGGAAGUACCUUCUAAAAUAUCCCUGAAAAACUUGCACAUACUACUCUCUACAGCGGUGUAUAUGUACCAGCAUUUUAUGCAAUAUGAUAAUCAGAUGAGAGAAGCUGCUAAAAAACCCAUAUUCCUGGUGCUUGUCCAAAGAUAUCGGGAAUUCAUCAGCACUCUACAGUUUCAGAUUACGGACUACUGCGUCAGAGUUUGUGCUACAAGCAUUUUACAGGAUGCUGAGAGCCACCACUGGGAUGACUACAAAGCUUUUUAUGAGGGGGAAAGAUGUUCCUUUUCACUCCAGACAUGGCAUUAUUUCCUCUGGACUCUUCGUCAUGAUCUGUGGGCCAUCCUGCCCCCUAAGUUAGCCCAGGAGAUUCUGGCAAAAGUGCUGGAGAGAUGUUUGAGUUUCUUGGUCUCCAGAUAUGCUUGGUCGCAUCCCACUUAUAAGAGAACUCCACAGAUAAGACUUGAUGUCACGACAAUUUUAAUAUGCACUGAGAGCAUGCUAUGGUCAGUGUGUACAUCUGUACAAAAACUGCUGAGUCCUCAUGAGUACAUAGAUGAUACAGUUUUUAAAAUUCAUACCCACUGCAAUAAUCUGUUUACAACACUAGUCAUUUUGACUUCACCAUUAACCGAAUUAUAUCAGACUUUUCAGCAUGGAAUGAAUGAUUCUGCUUCCGAGUCCUUAAGUCCUUCAUUUAAGCAACCAUUGCACUGGCUUUACUGCAUAUCACAUUUCUAUCCUUCUUUACUCAGGACUCCAUCAGCUGGACAACUGACACCUGAGGGUCAACUGAAAUUGCUCUUAGCCCAGCCAGGUUGUAAUUGGAAUCUGUUUCUGGAAACUCUACUGAAACAUGACGCUCUUAUAUUAAGAAUCUUGCUGAAGAGCUCAAAGUGUACCUGUCAGGAAGAAGGUUCUGUUACAGAAAAUAUUCAGAAUCAUAGAUCCAGCUUGAUAGAGGCCAUCUUUAAAGUGCUUUACCACUGCAAUUUUUCUCCACAAUUAUUCGGAAAUGUUUUUGUCAGCUACAUGGAAGAAGAACAAUUAUGGGAGAGCUUAUAUAACCUUUCAGCUUCAAAAUGUAUGGAGUCAGAGCUGGAAGUCAUCCGAUGCUUGAGACUGGCACUCACUGAUGCUGCCAAGGACAUCAUACAGCAGAUAAUAUUUCUAGUGGACUUCAGAAGAAAUUGUGAAACAAAUCUAAACAAACAUAGCAUUCCUGAGCAUUUAUAUGAAAGCAUCCCAAAAGAGUGGAAUUAUACUCCAAAAGAAACCAAAAGGAAAGAAUCAAGCCAAGGCUUCACAAGGCUUGCUGCUCAGGCAGUAUCUAUUGUAAUCAGCAAGUUACCUACGGUGAUUGCAUGUUUGCCUCCCUCAAUUAAAUACUUCUUUUUUCUGUCUGAGAGAAAAAUGUCAAAAAACUUUGUUGAAUUGAAGAAAGCUGGCCUGCUUGUCUGGAACUUGAUUGUAAUUAUAUGUCGGAUAUUUGAGGAUGGAAACACUGUGGAACUUUUAACAGGUGCCUCCCUUGACAGAUGGAGUAAAGAGAAACUCGGUUUAAUCUGUGUGUGUUUGGAAAGCAUCAUGGGAGAGCAGACAAGUAGCCCUAAUCAAAUGACCCAGAAGGUCAUACAGAGCAUUGAACAGCAAAAGCCCCACUGGAUUGAAUGCCAAUUGUUGAAAGCAAGGAAAUUGAGCUCAGAAUGUGCCUUCAUGACGAAAGAAAAAAGUGCGGCCUCAGAAGAAAGAGAUACUGCUCUUGAACUGACUGAGCAGAAAAUAAACAUGAUGGUCCUGGAUAUCUGCCACAAACCAGGUGGCAGCGAGUACCUGAGGCAAAUUUAUCACAUCAUGCGGCUCAAUGAGGAAUAUUUAAAAGAACAGCUGUUUUCUAUGAAUGAUUCAGAGGAAAAGCCAUUAUCCAUCCGACCUUUGAAUGUGGCCUUGAUGAGUGUGCAAGAUCAACCUUCUGCCUUUAACCCUUUCCAUGUGUAUAAAGUGUUUAGUGAAAACAUGCUUGAUCAGUCAGCCAUCACUAAAUGGAACUGGAAUUGGUCAAACUUGCUGCCAAAUUAUCUGGGACUAGAUAAGUUGACCUUCAGUACCCUGCUCAGAAACAGGUGGGAAACAAAGAAGGAUGAAAGACUAGAAGAAGAAGAAAAAGCAAUGCUGGAACAUUUGAAACAAGUUUGCACCAUCCAGACCCAUUCUGCUUCAGAUAACACAAAGGAACCAUAAUCUCCAGAAAACAGCAAUAGCUUUAUUUUAAGAAAUAAUUACAUGCAAUGGCAUAGUAUUUUUACUAUAGUCAGAAUGAAACUCAGGUGUGCUAUGAAGCAUGAAACCAAUGACUGAGUAAUCUCUGAACUGAAAAAAGAAUGUAGUAAUAGAGAAUAAAGUACCGUAUAUUUUAUCCUAAAAAUAA